GCAGCACAGUUUCUACAAUGUCCGAACAAGAUUUAUCUGUCUUCCUGCUUCCGUGAUCUCAGUUAAAUUAAAGCCUGCAAUACAAACAUAUGCAAAAUCAUCGACAUAACUAGAUUCUAAUUGUUUCUAUCUCAAUAAGGAACAAGUUGUACCAGUGCGUUUCGUGUGGAGUUUGUUACGGCUUGUCUAAUUUCCAUAAUGAUGGAUCUUAAGCCACGAAAGUAGUUUAAAAAGAAACGUUUAAACACGUAUUGAAGAUGCGAAGCAGGAAGUAAAUAAUCUUGCCUCGUUGUCACGUCAGCACGGUGGCGGAUUCUCCUCCUUGACUCACUGUGUCGACACGAGUUUCACACGUCGUCUGCAGUCGUCUCUUCGCAGCCACCAUGGCAGAGCAAGCAGACGACAGCGUCGCCGUUUGGCAGAAUAAAUGCAAGGAUCUGGAGAAAAUUGUAAAAACCUUGUCCUCACACUGCUUCAAAUUGGUGGAAAAACAUGAAGAGCUGUUGAAGAAAUACAAGGAAAAUGAACAACAGUAUAACCAACUGGCAGAUCGACUGAAAACGACUGAAGAGCAACUCGCCAAGAUGGGAAAAUUAUACGAACCUGUUUACAAUGAAUAUGAGAAGAUCAAAAACAAAUUUGAAAUUGAAAUGGAAUGCCGGCAUCACGCCGAAGAAUAUGCUUCAAAAAUUUCUCGUGAGAACAGGAACCUCAGACGAAUGAGUCAGAUGGUGUCUGCAAAGCAUGGAGUGUCUUUGGUUGAGUUCAACCUGGAAAGCGAGAAUUCAGAGAAUAAAGACACUUACGAAGAGUACUUGGAAACUCUUAAUCAGAAGAUUUCAGAUUUGAAGGAAGAAAAUUCUCAGCUAACUGCAGAACUAAAAAAAUUCAAGGAAGAUUAUCAAAUUGAAAAAGACAAAAAGUUAAAUUAUUCAAAACAGAAUGAAAGGUUAAAAACUGAGGUGAAACAAGUGAAACAUUCUCUUCAGCAAUAUGAAGCAGCUUUGGCAAAUCUUUCUAAAGCAUCUGAUUUAGCUUUUCAAGAGUAUGAAAAGCUGAAAGGAAGCUAUGAAAAGGAAAUUCUUUGCCGUGACCAGGCUGAAAAAUAUGCAUCAACACUGUUUGCUGAAAAAGAAGCUGCAAAGCGCCAGAGUACUAUGUUGCUGAUGGAAGUGGCAUCUGAUCGCAAGCUGAUGAAGGCUAUGGUUGAGAUAGAGGACCUGACUCGUCAACUAGAGCAACAAAAAAGGCAGUAUGAAGAGCAGAUGUCAGACCUGAAAGAGGAGCUGACUAGUUUAAAGGAUCAGGAGUUGCUGACAUCACUGGAGCAAGAGAACCAACAACUUUUGGAGGAAAGGGGCUCACUACAAACUCAGCUUGCAAGACUUGAAUCACAAAUCAAUGAUCUUCGCUCCCAGUACACUAAGCUUUCAGAUGAAUAUGAGAAUAUAGAGAAGAGAUUAGAAGAAGCAACACGACCACCCCCACCUCCUCCUCCACCCCCACUUCCACCACCAACAAAGAAGCUUGGACUUUUUGGUCGGAGAGACAAGAAAAAGGCUGCAGCUGCUGCUGCUGCUGCUGCUGCUUCUGGUGGGAAAAAUGGUUCUAAGCCUGGGGUGCCCACAAAUGAUGACUAUUCAAAAGCAAUUGAUGAAAUGAUGAAGAGGAUCAAGGAUGGAAAACCACUUACACGUGCCCCGAAACAAGUUCGAAGACCAUCAUGUCCAGAUGAGACAGAUGGGUCAGCCAUGAAUGAAUUGAAAGGACUUUUGACAAAUCUGAAGAAAGCAAGCAGUGAAAGUGACUUAGCUGCCCCCAUUCCAGCAGAUCAUGAUGAUUCAGAAUUUGCUAGGGCCUUCCGAAAAAUUAGACGACCCAGUCUUGAAGAAGAAGGACAGGGUGAUAAUGCAGUUAAGUCAUCAGGUAAUGAUGGAGAAAAUCAAACUGAAGAAGUGCAGAGGCGAAAGGGUAAUAUGGCAGGUCCAAAAAAGCUCUCCGUACUUGCAGAAUCAGAUGAGUCUACAGAAUAGCAAAUUUGUUCUAAAGUAUUUGUGGUUUCAAGUUCAGUAGUGUAAUGUAUGAUUUUUUUUUUUUUUAAAUAAUAGAAAGAUGACUAAAUGUGUUAGCUUUCUUUGCUUCCAAUUUUAGGAUGUAAAUUGGUUUAAUUUUGUUUGGUUUUGAUUGAUGUAAACCAUUGACCUAGCUUAAUGAAUCAAUUGACAAGUUUCCUUCAUGAAGUUGAAAAGAUUGAAGAUGACUCAGAUUAUCAUUCUUUAAUAGCUUUUUGUCAAACUGGGUAUAAGGUAUAUAUUAUUUAUGAUAAAAAUAUAACUUGAUAGUAGAUGGAGUGUAAUUUGGCAGGAUAAUUUAUUCAUGAUGCAGACUUCCAGAUUUUCUUUUUUUAAAUCUUUUUAAUAUUUGGAUCUUUCUUUUGACCAAUAUUUUUAAAAGAGAUGGAGGAAGAGAAAAUUAUGUUUUAUCUUUUUUUUUUCAGUUUUGCAGAUCUGUUUUCAUAGAUUGUGAAGUAUUGUUUCUAAAAAAUUGUAAAAUGAUUUUAAUGUUUAUGUACAUAUUUUUUUAAGACUUGAAGUUAUGUGCUAAAACUUUCUGUUCUUGGUUUCAUGUGAAGUUAAACUUAUUACUGAAAAUAUUAAAUUUUUAUCAUUGCUUGUACAAUAAUUGCAUCCUAUGGAUGCAACUUUUAUUGUGAGGCUUUUGAGGCUCCAUACUAAAUGAGAACAAUUUGAAUUAAAUGACUGGUUGAAUGUUUUGAAAAAUUCAAAUAUGGAUAUAACAGAAUGACAGAAAUGUGAAAAAGCUGAUGUCUGACAAUAUUGACUAGCGUAAUUUUGAUACAUAAUUCUAUGAUCAGCAUUCCAAAAGAUAUUAAAACUUAACAAAAUAAAGUAUAUUUUAAUAUUCCAUUACAAGUAAAGGUUGAUGGUGAUGGUGCAAGAACUCAAUGCAAAAUCUGUUGCACCAACCAAGUUUUUGUAACCAUUUUUUAAGCACAAUUGCUCUUUUAUUAAUAAAUCAUCUGCAAUAAGGAUGAACAUUUGUUUCAAUUUUUUAAAAUGAUAUCUGUAGGUAGUAUAUUCAUUAUCAACAGUGUGAUGGCACACCUGUAUAGCCAGCUAGUUAGAAUACCAGUGUCUGAAGCUGGAGGCAUGCCAACUUUAUGCCGGUUGGAUUCCCUUGUGGUGCUGGCAAACUUUCCCCAAUUGAUUCUGCUGUUGAUUUGGUACCUGAUUACCUUAGAUGGCUGGUGAGGGAAAGCCAGUGAAGGAGAAGGGAUGGGCAUGGCCCUCACAAAAAAACACAGUCUAUAACACCUCACUCCCUUGUGACUGAAAAGCUAGGGGGCUGCUUUUAACUUUUGUUUAUUUACUGAUGGGUUGUGCAAACAGAUAUAUGUAUGAAAAUUUCCCACAUCCAAGCAUAGAUUUAAAGAUUCAUUAUUUAAUAAGGUUAACACACCACAGUGAACAAGAAAAUGUAUACCAGUAUUUGAGUUCACAGGUGAACUCUGAGUAACAAGUACAUAAGCAAUGAGUAUCAUUUGGAAAGUGGUUUAUGAGCAACUACUUCAAAGUAAUAUUGUGAAGGUACUUUGCUUUUUAUGGUAUUUUGUCAUCACUUUUUCUUUUGUUCUAAUCAGUGAGUUCCACAUUUGUGUACCUAUUAAAAUUCUAACAUUUUUUCACAUUUACUGUGUAAAAUGUUGAUAAUAUUGUUUUUAUUGUUUGCAUCUUGGCUUUUUGAAAACCCAUCCCCAAUUGAUUUUUAAGAUAACCAGGACUUGAAAUCUGUCUCGGAAGGGGUUUGCCUGCCUGUUUUAUGCACACACACACAACCCACCCACCCGCACAUGUACACCCAUUUUAUGGAAAACAAAGACUGAAUGGUCUUACAAGAUAUGUAGAUAUGACCCAGCUAUAAUCCCAGGAAAGUUAGUGGAUUCUUAGAAGAUUGUGAUGCUUCAGUCUAGAAACCAUCACUAUGUUCUUUAUUUGAUGUGUAUGUAACAGGUUGACCUACCAUUAUCUACUGAGCUCGAAGUGAAAUGUGCUUUCACACACCGACCAGUCCCAGACCACACUCCCCGGCCGCUCACUUCACUCUCUUUCCGCUUUCUCCCCACUCUCUUCCUCCAUCACGGAGCUGUCACCCGGCCAACGACCCCUUCACCCGGCCAGUGACCCUGUCACCCGGCCAGCAACCACCCCCCCAUCACCAGCCCCCACCCUCCUUGUGUAUGUGCGUGCUGUCUUCCAUCCUACUAUAUGUAUGGCAGCUGGUGCUUUUAAUGGCUCUUUCUCAGUGUGAAGUAUACAUAUAUGUUUGUGCGCCCUUCUAAUAUUAUAUGGAGCAUGUAUGUGUGUGCCAGAUUUAAAAUUUUUUUACAUAAGUAUUAUGUGCAUGAAAAGAAAUGGAGUCUGUUCAUUUUAAGAAGCGAAAUUUUUCAAUAAAUUUGCAUGGGAACAGGAAGAUGUUUUAUUACAAACUAUUUCUGGAGAUCCCCCAAUCCUUUCUUUUUUUGAAAAAAGGGCGAUGUAGAGGUAUGCAUCAAGAUAGCUCAUGUGAAAAUUUGUAGCUUUAGAGACUUAAAACAAAGGUCGAGAAUCUCCUGAAGAGUUUGUAAGCUCUGUUGGGGAAGAUAAAAGUGAAAACAUUUUAAGAUGUUGACGAUCAUUUGGGAGAACUGAAAACAAACAACCGUGUACAUGACUGGUGAGGACCACUUUAGCAAGUCCAUUGUAUAUGCAUAAUUUCAUCUGCUGUCAUAAUGGGUUAGGUAGAAAAGUCAAAAUCUGCAUAUUUUGAGGUUUGAUUAUUCACUAUCACUUUCAGUUCACUUUCCUAUUUAAAUAGCAAUGCUUACAUUUUGAAUGCAAUGAGGUAAAAUGGUUAAUAUCAAGGUCCUGUUCCCAAUGCGUUAAAGCCUAGACCUCUGCAUUUUCUCAGCUUGAAAAAUUUGUAUCACACACUCAAAGAGAAAGAGGUAUUUCAGGGACAGAAUGUUGUGGAAGGAAACUAUGUCUUUUACUUUCUUUAAUCUUUCCUGCAGAACUGCAUCAUUGCAGUUUCUAGUUUGGUCACACGAUUGCAGAAUUAAUCAUUUUUGAAGAGAGGAGUGGGUCAGGACAAAAAAAAAAAAAAAA
Pomacea canaliculata is the source of this 5165-nucleotide messenger RNA. Its product is annotated as shootin-1-like. The record is from RefSeq and is a predicted model, not a curated record. The transcript is spliced from 16 exons. The coding region runs from base 384 to 2033 and encodes 549 amino acids. Lineage: Eukaryota; Metazoa; Mollusca; Gastropoda; Architaenioglossa; Ampullariidae.